Suillus paluster is the source of this 381-nucleotide messenger RNA. RefSeq lists its product as uncharacterized. The annotation marks the transcript as partial. The record is from RefSeq and is a predicted model, not a curated record. The transcript has a single exon. NCBI's taxonomy places the organism in Eukaryota, Fungi, Basidiomycota, Agaricomycetes, Boletales, Suillaceae.
AUGAGCCCCAUCACUUCUUCCAUAUCAGCCUUGGGCAUCUAUGCCAUUCCGAAACUCACCAAGAAGAACUGGGUCAAAUUCAAGACAAAGACUGUCAUGUUGUUAACAGCGCGCAGCUUGAACUGUCACCUUGACAGCACCAUCAAAAUUCCCCAGCCACUUCCUUUUUUGAGUGAUGGUAAAAAGAUCAUGCUUCACAACAAGACAAUGGAGGCAACCAAAGCUGACAUUGAGUUGAACCUGACCCUCCUUGAUGCGCAUGCACAGAAGGAAGCCCUCGCUACUCAGCAGCUCUAUGCAACUGUUCUGAACACCAUGAUGAUUCAGGUGCAGAACAAAGGCUCCAUUGCAGCAAUUUGGAAGGCCAUUUGCCUCAUCUAC